AUGAUGGAGAACAAACAGACCGCCGCCGACGCAAAAGCAGAAGUCUCGAUGUCAGCUCGUGACUUGAAGCCUCUCCCACCAGUCCCAAACUCCAAUCCAAGUAUUCGUCCCAGUUCACUCUUUUCAAUCUUGCCUCCAGCUAUCGGAGUCCUCGGAAUGACACCCGAGCUCAAGCGACAACAAACAUUCCCGUACUCGAUGUCCGCUACAGACGGCACCAAAGUGUACCUCAGCACAGUCGCUCUGGCAUCACUGUUCUUCCACAUUCAAUCCCAGAUCUUAGAAUCUGGAAUCCCAUACUCACUGCGCGACUCACUGACUGCAUUCUUCGUCUGGUGGGUAUACUUCCUGCAAUUCCGGAUCGGGAUUUACUCUUGCGUCUACCCAUUCGUAUAUGCGUGUCUUUUGCGAGCCAGAGAUGGGGAAUGGCCAAGUAGGAUUCAGGUUUUGGGGAGUUCUAGAGCGAAGGAGAUGGAAUUGGAGAGAGGUGGUGAGAUGAGGAGGGGUGGUGUGUUUCCGUUGUUGGGCCUUUGGGUGAGUUAUACGUGGGCAGGGUGUGUGGUGAUGGAGGCUUGGGGAGCUUGGAAGGAAGGGCUAGGUCAGGAGGAGUUUGUUAGAGAGAAGAGGAUGAGGGAGUUGGAGGAGGCGAGGGCGAAGGUUGUUGAGGAGGAAAAGAAAAUUGGUGACAGAGAUGACGAGAAGGACACAGGUGAUGAUAAUGAGACCAAGGAUGAGAGAGCUUAA
Molecule: messenger RNA, 744 nt
Organism: Cadophora gregata
Lineage: Eukaryota; Fungi; Ascomycota; Leotiomycetes; Helotiales; Ploettnerulaceae
Exons: 2
Coding region: 1-744 (247 amino acids)
Source: RefSeq, a predicted model, not a curated record